AUGGGGCUCAGGUACAGAAAAUCCAAUAAACGGAAGGCUGGAGGCAGGUUCAGAGGGAGGCUGGGUUCGGCAACAGGAGAUCAGACUUCUUCAGGAGGACUGGGCAAAAUCUGUGGUCAAGAACAGGCAGACUCAAAAAACCAGAAAACUUCAUGGAACGUGGAACAAGGAACAGAGCUUGAAAGCUGUGACCAGAGCAACAGGCGAUCUCGCACUGAGCUGCAGAUGAGCAGCUGGUUAAAUAGGGAGCGGCAGCGUGCAGCUGUUUACUCAAACACCAUCACCACUCUGGAGCCCGAGGGCCGUCCACUUUAUCAGGAGCAUUUUGAGCCUGUCAACAGCCAAAGAGAUAAGUUCACUUUUACCAGAAAUGACUGGAGCCAUGCAGAGGAGACGGAAAACAACCUCCAGACCAAGACCCCAGUUCACCCUAGGAGACACCUUCAAGGAUCAGGAGACAAAUGUCAGGGGGGAACUGUGUGUCUAAAGAAGAAACGCGGCUCCAGUUACAGUGGAAAUAGAAGAGCAUUCUGGAGCAACUCUGGGUUUCACACAGCAGAAGAAAACACAAACCUACAAACCUACAGACCCACACAGACACACAAGCUGGAGUCUGCAGAACCUCAGGCUGGAUUUCACUCUGUGGGCACAUUUCUGGAGCCUGAGGAAUGUCAGAAACCAGUUGCCCCUUCGUUCACAGACACGGGAAGCCCCACAGGCCGUUCUAACCCAAACGCCCGGCGUUCGGAGCCUGUCCAGAUGUUCCUGCACACGCUGCUGCUGGUCCUGACGGACCUGGCCGCCGGGCUGCUGGGGACCUCGCUGUUCCGCCGCCACUUCCACCUGCUGCUGUCGGCCGCGCUGCUGCUGGGCCCCGCCCUCAGCCUCUGGGUCUCCCCACACAGCGUCUUCGCCAAGAGGAGCCACUUCCUCUACAGGCUGUUCCUGGGCUCCGGCUGGGGCUGGACCUCCCUCUUUGCGGGCUCCUUCCUGUUCUCCUUCUCCUUCUCCGUCCGGCGCUCCCUGUCCCUCUCCCUGCGGCACCUGUCCCGUUUGGGGGUGUCCGGGGGCCUGUGGCUGGGCUUCUGCCGGCUGCUGGACCUGCUGGAGAACAGCACGGGCAGCUGCUACGAGCCCCUGCAGGAGGCCCCCGGGGGCCCGGGGCUGCUGGUGCUGAGGGAGGGGCAGACCCGGGGCGGGUGCCGGGGGGGGGGGCUGGUCUGGCGGGGGUACGAGGUGUCGGAGGACGUGUUCCUGCUCUGCCUGUGCUGCCUGCUGCUGGUGGAGGAGACGGCCGUGUUGGGGCCCUUCCUGAGCGGGGGGGGGGCGGGCGGACGGGCCCCUGAGGGUCCUUUCCCCGCCCAGCUGCUGGGGGGCGCCCUGGGCUGCCUCAGCUGGAGGGGGCUCUACCGGGGCUGGUUCAGGAUGGGGCCCUCCUGGUUCUGCCCCGGGAGGCCCGGGCAGGGACUUCUGCACGCCAAGGCAGGGGAGCCUCUCAACCACAACCACAACUAA
Molecule: messenger RNA, 1515 nt
Organism: Menidia menidia (Atlantic silverside)
Lineage: Eukaryota; Metazoa; Chordata; Actinopteri; Atheriniformes; Atherinopsidae
Source: the annotation of a GenBank genome assembly